Molecule: messenger RNA, 1848 nt
Organism: Drosophila eugracilis
Lineage: Eukaryota; Metazoa; Arthropoda; Insecta; Diptera; Drosophilidae
Gene: Tpl94D
Exons: 2
Coding region: 424-702 (92 amino acids)
Source: RefSeq, a predicted model, not a curated record
UGGGGACCCACUCACAAUCAGCAAUGUUUGUAGCAGGAAGCUCUUUAAUUAUGAAAAGUGUACAAUGUUCAUGUUUCGGCUGGAAUCAACUUAUAGUUCUAAACAAAGUCGUCACUGUUCGCUUACUAUCUUUUCGUUUGAUAUCUAAAAUAAAUUCCAUAUCUAAAUAAAUCUAUAUAUUGAAUAGUUUUCUUACUUUUCCUGAUCUUAUAUCUCAGAAAUGAAUCACCACAUCUGCUUUUUUAUUGUUUAAGACUGAAGUAGCCUUUGUUUUCUAACUUCAGUUUGUUUUCAAAUCACAGACUUCAUUGUCAUACUGCUAUAGCUACAUAUCGGACAUAAAUUUAUAGUAAACUUUAUAUAUAAUAUUUAUAUUUAUUUAUUUUUUCACCUGAACUAAAUCAAAGUGCAAAGUUAAUAACAAUGGGUUCAGUUUGCAGUAAACCAAAAGCAAGCAAACAGUCAAUCCUCGCUUAUAAGAACUUCGUGCAAUACUAUGUAAAACUGCACAGUGAAAUGCUGCCGAAUGAUGCCUUUUUCUGUGCAACGCGUCUCUGGAAUACAUGUUCGCCGGCUCAACGGAUGCGGUAUACCCAAAUGGGCUCUCCUAGAUCCGGUAUGCUUAAGGAUGUACUCAAAUUGGCCUCUAAAAAGGCUAAAAAGAGUCAGAUGAAAAGUGUGGUUACAAAAAAGAAGGCCUAGAAGGAAACUAAGGUAAAAAGGUCUCCAACAAGGCCACUUUGCAAUGAGCCAGAAACUAGCUAAUAGGAACUAAUUAGUAUACCCUAUACCCUAUAAUUAUGCUAAUAAGUUACGUAAGAUAUAAUUUGGGGAAAAACGACGUUGCAUGUAAAAUUUUACAAAAAAAAAACAAACCUUAAUGUAUCGAAGUCCUUGGCUGAUCUACAGAAUAUGCUCUCUCCGGAUCAGGAUCCCAUCAAAGCCCCCACUCAAUCAAUGCAUCACGCAUGGCCGCCUGUCACGAGAGAUUCCAAUUCAGAAUCAAGCUUAGCCAAGCGGUUACACAAUCGCCGCCAGUUCCGCGCCCCAAACACAUGUAUUCCAUCACGCAACCAUCGGUGGCACGGAAGUUCAGAGCAACAGGACCAGAAGUAUAAGCCAAAAUAGAAACAGAAACAGAGCCGCAAUCAUUCACAUUUAAAUUAACAUUUCCCGCCGACGAUUAUCCUAAUUGGGAGCUGGCCUUAGCCUAGUCGCUUGUCCUGGUGGCAGAUGUGGAGCAUUCAACGUUCAACAUUCGCCAUUCACCAUUUACUAUUUACAUUUACUUGGGUGACGGCACGCGAAUCUCCUGAAAAAUGGAUUUAAUGCGACGCGAAACAAGCGCGGCCUCAUAAAAAUGAAAUGCGGAUAAAUCAAAUUAGCAUUUUGUACAAAUAGCAAAGCAUUAGCUCGCGUAUGGCGGCAAUUUGUAAUGCCACAAGACCGGAAGGAGGCUUGAAGACUCCUGAAGAAAAGAGAACGAGCUUGAGAAGAGGACAUGCAAGCGUUUCGUUUCGUUUUGGCCAUGCCAAAAAGUGAUUGCAUAAUUACCCAGGAGGUUUUCUUUUCGGGCCUUUCUAGCCAUUCCAGGACCAGCACAUACCAUCCCGAAAUGGGAAUUAAAACUAAUGACAAGUGCCACAGCAAGACUUUCAGGAUUCAAUUACGGCUCCUUCCAAGUCAGGAUAAGCACUCAAGGGCUCAAGUAUCAGGUCAGCGUUAGGUUUAUGUGGCCCAUAUUCUCUCGGCUAUCCGGCGGAAUGUUCGUGUUUUACUAUGGCGACUUUAUUGCAACACAAUGGUAUUUUAAGUGCCAACAAUAAAAAUGAUUUAUUACCCCCAAAA